AUUAAUCGAACAUAUUUCACGCUACAGGAAGCCAGUCGUGUUUCGAAAAUUUCUGAUGAAUUCUGCUCGAAAUUAGGAAUGCAUCAAGCUUUUUGUGUAUGAACAAAUGUACCUUAAAUAUCUAAUUAUAUUGGGCUUCAUUCUUGUGCCUAACAUAGAAUCUCAAGCUCAAGGUAAAAUUGGUAAAAUCUUAAUCGGCACGCAAGAUGAUGAAUUAACAUCACUGGAUUUUAAUUUAAAUGAAGUUAGACCAACUUUCUUAAGAAUACCAAUUUUUAGUGAAGUCAGAGAGUAUGUCAAUGGUGUAAUAGGAGGACCUUCAACCGGUGUUCCUGAAACUGUUAAUGUGCGGUGUUCAAUCGACGACCAAGAUUCAGUUGAUGGAUUUAGUUCAGCGGACUUCUCUCUUUUGUCGAUCCCUCCAAACAAUAACGUUGGUUUUGUCACUAUAUCCAAUAUAAAAGAAGGAAGAGCUGCUAGAGUCUAUUGUUAUGGUGAAAGUCCAUCGAAUAUAUUCACUCGAGAGGGAUCGAUAUCUAACAAAUUGGAAUUAUUAAUUCGACCAAGGGGAACAAUAUCUAUUCUAAAAAAUUCCAUUACUUUUGCCGAUGAUCUUCGGAUUAAAACCGGAAGCUUUCCAAUUGAAAUAAGUGAACCUAUGAAGGAGAAUCUAACAGCUAUAUGUAACUUAGACAAUUCAUCUGAUAAUAUUACCUUUGAAAAUCUAGAACUUUAUAUUGGACAAACAAAAGCAAAGUUUUCAUACAGUUUUGAGAAGUUAAGUGAUAACACAACUUUCUCAUGUUCACUACAAUCGUCUGGUACCGUUACAACACAAUUUGUAGCAGCUUCUUCAAGAGGUUCUAGUCGAUUUGAUAUUGAAGAGUUAACAGUUGAUAUCGUGCCCAAAGACAUUACAAUUUUAACAGAUUUUUUUAAAAUAUUCUUGAAAAUAAAGGAGAUUCCUCCUCGUGCCGUUAAUUUUGUCUGUAGAGUUAAAACAAUUAAAACGCCUCAAGACUUGAUAGAUGCUGAAAUGGAAGCAUGUGACCCUUUGCCAGCACCUCCGAACGCAACCCAAGUUACAUUGUCACCUAGCGUAUCUCCAAAUAGUUCAUAUGUUCCUCCUGUUCCGAAUAACAGAAGCGAAUGGAUUAUGAGAGGUUCAGAUUCACCCAUUAUUUUUGAAGACACCUUAUACCGAAUACUGACUUUGCAAAGAUUACUUCCACCAAAUAAGUUCUUUAGUGAAGAUUUUGUUGUUACUUGCUGUGCUCCAAAGGAUGAUAAUUCUCAAGUACCAGGCUAUCAAGAUUUAAAACAGAUUGCGCGAUACAAAGCUGAAUUUUUUCCAAAAAACUCAGCCAAUUGUAGUUUUCCCGAAGUUACUGAUGAUGAGAGACAGAAAGAAACUAUACUCUCUAAUCCGGGUUAUGCUAGAAUAUCUCACUGCCAUUGUGACUUAACUUGUGACAAAUGUGACGUUGAAUGCUGCUGCGAUAAGGAUUGUUUGCAAACGGAAAUAAAUUCAAAUAGUAAAUGCUUCCCUGGGCGAUUUGGAGGUAAAGACGCUCCACCCUCUGAAAAGUUAUGCAGCGAGAAAAGAUUAGAUCAACCUGAUUAUCAUGAUUUUAUGUGCAUAUGGAAAGAAAACAAUGCAUUUUUGGGUGUCUAUAAUUUGGAUAAAAUUCGUAUAAUCAGGGGAGCAUCUAAUUUUCAAGACAAAAUUGAGACAGGAGUGAUGAGAUAUUCCUUUGAGUCCGUUGAAUCAAAAAUAUCUGAUACAGUAGAGAAGGAGUAUAGGCAGUUCUCAACCAUUAGAACUGGUAUUGAGCCUGAUACUCCUACAGAAAGAUUCCUUACUGGUGAACAAUAUAGACUUUCUUUGCCUUCGUCUGGAAUAACUGCUAAUGCAUGUGUCUGGAACAAAGCUGUUCAAUAUAUAACGGAAGGAAACUCUUAUUGCUCUCAAAAAUUAUCUCCAUCGAUAUGCAGUCAAUUUACAUCAUUGAAUGCUCGCUUUUAUGUUAUUUCGUCUAAUAUUAUGUCAACAAGCUCUCCAAGAAGGCCGGCGGUAUUGAAAGAGAAGACUUUGAGAGGAUUUACCAUCACAAAUACUGACUAUUUCUGCACUACUAAUACGAGUAAUUACGUAAAACCAGAAUUUAAUGGCAAAAUUCCGUUUGGAAAUAGACCCAGAAAAACUCUUUCACUUUUUAAUUACACCCUUGAGAAUUGUACCUACGAUCUGGAAUUGAAUACUUACAGAUGUAAAGACGACGGUUGGGUAGACAGAGCAUCAAAUGACGACGCUACCAGGUGCUCUUUUGACAAUGGUUUUACCCUCCCACCAGAGCCGAGUUACAACCCUAAUACUGAAACAUGUGAUAAUGUUGUUCUGAAUGUAAUAUAUAACUUCACCUGGUCCACUAGCGAAAUAGUCAAAUUAGACGCAACAGUUUUACUUGGAAACGUUACAUUUAACCAUUUAGUAGAAUAUGAGAAAGAAAUUUCUUUCAUAAAUGCAACAGGACAAGUAGAAACAAAACUUGAGAAAUGGAGUUUAACAACACAUAAUCGUCUCAAUCAAAAAUAUAAAACUAUUUGGACGCACGUCGCCGAAAACGUGACAGGAGAGCCUAUAUCAACAUCAGGCAAUCCAGGCUAUGAACCCAAUUAUCCUAUCAUAACUGGAUUUCUUAAGAAUGCCUCGGGUAAUGUCAGUAUAGAUGAUUCUGUAAAUAAUCAAAUUCACAUAUGGGAGCAAGAUGGAUCAAGCUCUCUUUGCGCUGAAGUAGGAAGAUCAAGAGUUCAAUUUUUACAAUCAGCAAAAUCUGCUUGUGAACUUUCGUUAUCGUUAGCCGAGCUGAAAAACUGUACAUAUCUUCGGCAGCUAAUAUUUAAUAGACUUAACGUUUUAAUGCCAUCAACUCAUAUAUCAAUUGGAGGUGUGAUUGAAAAGGAAAAUUUAGAUAAUUGGAUAAAAAUUACACGGCAAGACUUAUCAAAAUACUUUUUGGAAAAUGAAACAAGUUUCGAAGAAAAUACUACUUUGAGUCAAUUUACACUUGCUCCAGCUAAUGAAAAUGUUACAACUGCUACUCUUAAUCCUAUCAUUAAUGAAACUGUUAGCAAUGAUAAAAAAUCCGUAUUCGAUUUGGCAGAAGGAAUAUGUUCGGACAUUCCUUCAUCUAUUCAUAUCUCUAUAAUUUAUACAAGAGCUGGUGCUGCAAAUAAUCUUUCAAUAUAUAAUAUCAUAGGAAGCAAAAUUAGCUAUUCUUUCUCUGAAUGGUCAUUUCAAAAUAUUGACGCUAAUGACUUUCAAACAUUCCAAAUAUACUCUUCUGUGUCCUUUGAAGACGUUACUCCAAAAUACGAAAGGAUUCCAAAAGCCAGAUUAGAUGACGUAAACGCUUGCGAAAAAGAAUCCUGUUGGUCUAAAUUCUUCUAUCCAUUUUCAAAAGACAAUGAAGCAGACGAUUUUCAGUGGACUUUAAUAGCAACAUUUUUAACUUUAAUCUUUAGGAUUCGAGAAGCUCAGCAAGAUAUAUUUAAAAAUUACGGGGUUCGAAAGAUACAAUUAGGUAGAAAUGUUGUUCUGAGUCUUGACGAAGAGUCUCGUGAAGAAGAUACGAAUGGUAGCGACUCAGAUGAUCGUAACUGUUUUGGCACAAGGCAUGGCAGGAAACGUGACUACGAUUCAUCCAGUGAUAAUCUAGCUUCUGAUUUUUCAUCAAAUGACUGCAUGAGAAAUAAGUUUAAUGAUAUGGAAGAGGAUUAUGUAAUAGGUUCAAAACCUGGACCUAAAAGCUCCAAGCAAAGAUUUAAACUAAGAAGGUUCAGUAAGGGUAGAAAUGGUUCAGAUGGGGAAAUUUCAAAUACUGAAUUGAACGGAGAAGAUAAAAUAGAUUCAAGAAUUAUGUCCUGUAAGUGUGCGAUAACGAAACUCCCAAUAUCUUUAAUAUCAGGAACCAAAUGCGAAGCUAUUGAUAGCAUUAAUGAUAAAAAGGUGCACUGUACGAAUGAUGCCAGAUCGAAAUACUACCGUACAGUUGCUGCCAACCGGCCAUCAAUUAUCGUAUGCUCAAAGCACGAAGAAGAGAUGAAGAAUCAUCGCUUUUGUCCUCACUGUGGACUAUGCUGUGCCGAAGGGGCUUUUAUACAAUGCAAUUCAUCCCCAAAAUCGCAUUUAAUGCACGAAUAUUGUUGCACUCGUGAAUCUAACGUUGUUAAAUGUAGUCAUUGUGCAUCUGACGUUAUAUCUAAACGUUACUAUAGAAUUUCUCAUUGGCAAACCGAAAGGAGAAAAACUACAAGGAGGUCUAUUAUGGAUCCCAUUAAAGAAAAUCAACCAAAAUCACCAAAGAAAACCAAAUCAAAUGCAGGUGUGACUGUUCUAGGAAAAUUAUGUGGAAUAAUCUUACAGUUAACGCCAAAGUCUCAAGAACGAAUUGAUCUUACCACAUACGUUUUACCGAAUUUUGAACGGAAAGUCAAUUCAAAACUACUAAUCGGAUGUAUAAACAAAAAUGAUUGUAUAGGAGUUGCUGAGUGUUUCCUAAAUGGAAUAAAAUUGGAAGAGCCAAUAACUAGGGAUAAUGAAACACCCCUAAUGUAUGCAGUAGCUAAAGACAAAUUAGAUAUAGUGAAUCUAUUGACGACAAUGGGUGCCGACAUAGAAGCAUCUGAUUCUUCGAACAACACUCCAUUAUUAAAGGCUGUACAAAAAGGAAAUAUUGAAAUUGUAAAAUUAUUAAUGCGGCAUGGAGCUAAUGUGAAUAAGACAAAUGAUAAUGGAAAGUCCGUUUUACAUUUGGCAGCUAGCACAGGAAAAGUAAAUCUCUUGAAACUGUUCCUAGAGAGGAAAUUAGAUGUCAAUGUCCAAGAUUUUGAUGGUUUCACACCUCUCGUUUAUGCAGCAGAAGUGGGUCACUUGAGUUGCGGCGAAUUUUUAUUAAAAAAUGGCAGUGAUCCAACAAUAGAAGAUCAUGAAAAGUCUAUGGCAAUUCAUUGGGCAGCUGUUGGAGGGAAUAUUAAAUUGGUUUUAUUAUGCUAUGAAUAUGGCUGUGAUAUAAAUGCUGCGAACAAUAACGGAGACACUGCUCUACAUAUUGCCGCACGUAGAGGAAACGAAAAUAUGGUAUAUGAAAUAUCUACGCAUGCUAUAGAGAGCAUAACAGUCUCAAAUAAUGAAAACAAAACCCCCGUUUAUAUGGCUGCCUCAUUAGGAAAGUGUAGCUAUAACUAUUUGAAGGCUAAGAAAUUAUUAUAUACUGACAAUCUCUUAAGAGAAAGGCUCAUAACAACCGAUCUGUCUAAAGGGAAAGAGACUGUCCCUAUACCUGUUUUCAACGGUGUUGAUCGUUCAGACGAAAUUGAACCUUUUAUUUAUGUAAGAGAUAAUAUCGAACUGGAUGACCUUAGCAGAAAUAUAAAUUUCAAAGCUCUUGCGGGCUGUAAGUGUGAUCCCGAACUAUCGACCUGUUCUACGUUAGAUUGUAGUUGCGCUCAACACUCGUUGGGCGUGCCUUAUACAGAGGAAGGACGUCUACAAGAAAGAACUAUUAAAGGAGUAAAAACGCCAAGAUUAUUUGAAUGUAAUGAUAUGUGUAAAUGUUCGAGUAAAUGCAGUAAUAGAGUUGUUCAGAAUGGAAUCACUUUCCGAAUUGAUCUUUUCAAAACCAAGAGGAAAGGAUGGGGAGUUAGAGCAGCUCAACAAAUACCUAAAAACUCUUUCAUCUGUGAAUAUAUUGGUGAAGUGAUAUCAGAUGCAAGUGCCGACGAUCGUCAGCAUAAUGAUUCCUAUAUAUAUGAAAUAUGUGAGGACAGAAAUGAUACUCAUUGCAUAGAUGCAGCAACCUACGCAAAUAUUGCCAGAUUCAUAAAUCAUAGUUGUGAACCGAAUUUAUUCAUUACAAGAGUUUAUACGAAUUGUCAGGAUUUAAGCUUUCCCCGGAUAUGUUUUUUUACCCUGAAGGAUAUUUUUAUAGGCGAAGAAUUGUCGUAUGAUUAUGGAUCAACCUUUUGGGAAAUGAAGAAAUUUAAAUGCGCUUGUGGAACUGAAUCCUGUCGAUAUUCGAAUUAA
Messenger RNA from Dimorphilus gyrociliatus, 6085 nucleotides. Lineage: Eukaryota; Metazoa; Annelida; Polychaeta; Dinophilidae. The record is from the annotation of a GenBank genome assembly.